Acromyrmex echinatior (Panamanian leafcutter ant) is the source of this 2322-nucleotide messenger RNA. RefSeq lists its product as uncharacterized. Gene Ontology annotation, molecular function: serine-type endopeptidase activity. Gene Ontology annotation, biological process: proteolysis. NCBI's taxonomy places the organism in Eukaryota, Metazoa, Arthropoda, Insecta, Hymenoptera, Formicidae. The record is from RefSeq and is a predicted model, not a curated record.
GGCCAAGAGUUCAUCUCGCGACAGAUUCGACGACGGUGGUACUCGUUGGAGGAUCGAACCUCAAAGUCUCCGGGCUCACCGACGGUAUUUCACAGCGCGGUUGUUUGAAAUUCUUCGCGUGGAGUCGUGCCCGUAUUUAUAGACUCGCGUGUGGCGGUGCGUACGGUCGCGUAUGCGAACGCGCGGUACACGCGUUCACGUACGUAGCUCCCUCGUCUUCCGUUCUCAAGGGUGUGGGGUAGGUAGGCAUAAGGUAGAUACGCGUCGGAACAGCCGUCGAUCCCGAGCCACGUCGAGCCCACAUUUGCAGGGAACGAGCGGCAGCACGUCGCGAUCAUGACGCGAUGCGUCCACAACAGGAGCACCACCGGCCUGACUCGCCGACGAAUGCAUCUCUGUCUCCGUCGUCGUCGAACCGUCUGCGCUCGUCGUCCUGCUGGCUGCGAUCCACCGAUUCACUUCCGGGCAUGAUCGCCGGCGACACCGCCACGAUCUUCCGUGUCCUCGUUGUCUUGCUCGUCCUCGGUUACGCGGUCACCGCUAAUAAUCUGACUGAAGAUAAGACAUUCUUUGGAGUUAAAAGCAACGUAAGCUGCCUUCACUCGAUUGACCAACUGUCUGCAGAGCAUUUACCAAAGAACAGAGCGACAAAGCUAUCUCACUUCACAAAUUGGAGCGAAUGGUCGGUCUGCGAUCGACACUGCAUGCAAAAUCGCGUCAGGAAGUGCCGAUCAAAAAAAGAUUGCGGGACUACUGUACUUAAGGAGGAACGUGGUUGCGAACAUAACAGAAAGGGUCGUCAAAGGCGAUGCAAACAACGUCAGCGCCGGAGACAUCGACGAAGAAACGAAAGAUUUCACGUCGUUCAAAUACCUAAAGAAGCAGAGCCUAGGCAUGGAAAGCAAAAAGGCAAAAACAGUAAGGAGAACUCCAAAAGACAAUAUGGAAAAUGGAGUAAAUGGUCGCCUUGCACGAGACUGUGCACUACUCAACGUCAUAGAUGGUGCAGAAAGCCUGGAAUUUGCGAGCGCGAUGUGAUACGAGAAAGCGCCUAUUGCUACGUCGAAGGUAGUUUCUGCCAAAGAUGGAUCCAUCGAAAGAUUCGCGGUAGCCACGAAGAAGACGGCGAUGACUUGGUGUUGGACGAGUUCGAACUCAAUCCUAAUACCGUGGAUAGCUUCGCUUCAGAGAAGAAUUCAAAUAUUUGGAAGUGCGGAAUAGCGACUCAUAAAGGAUCCAGAUUAUCAUACUUCACACGAAUUAUCGGCGGCCGUCCAACUGCACCUGGAAGCUGGCCAUGGCAAGUGGCUGUGUUAAAUCGAUUUCGGGAAGCUUUUUGCGGUGGAACAUUGGUAUCCCCAAGGUGGGUAUUAACUGCCGCGCAUUGCAUUAGAAAACGCCUUUAUGUUCGUAUUGGAGAGCACGAUUUAACGGUGAAAGAAGCUACGGAAUUAGAGCUUAGGGUGGACUCAGUGACCAUCCACCCGGAGUACGAUGCCGAUACUGUUGAUAACGAUGUGGCUCUACUUCGUUUACCAGUUACCUUGACCCCAUCUCCUUCGAGAGGGAUUGCGUGUUUACCCGCACCAAAGCAGCCCUUACCUACGAAUCAGUUAUGCACCAUUAUCGGCUGGGGCAAGUCCAGCGUGACGGAUGAUUUCGGAACGGAUGUGCUGCACGAAGUUAAAGUUCCAAUAGUGUCUCCCGAGACUUGUCGAGAGGUCUACGUGGAUUACAGAAUAACAGAUAAUAUGUUCUGUGCGGGUUAUCGCCGUGGUAAAAUGGACUCUUGUGCGGGUGAUAGUGGGGGACCUCUGCUCUGCAGAGAUCCUCGAAAACCCGAACAUCCGUGGACAAUUUUUGGUAUUACUAGUUUCGGCGAAGGUUGUGGUAAGCGCGGUAAAUUUGGUAUAUACGCCAGACUAUCUAAUUACGUGCGUUGGAUUAUGAAAGUGAUGAAGCAAACUGACGAUUACAUUUAAAAAACACAGCAAACAUCAAACUGUAUUAUAAUUGUAAUUAUAGUGUUCAUGCAUAAACGAGCAUAGAAAUUAAAAAUACAACGGGCAAUCAGGACACAGAUUUCAAGUAGCAUAGCGAUAAAAAUCUUAAAAUUACGAAAAAUCGCAAAAUUACGCAGAUAUAAAAUUAAGUAUGUUGUAACUUGUUACUAUAUAGCACAUUUCACUUUCUUCAAAAAUAUGUUGUCAUUAUAUAUAUAUACACACAACAAGAAAUCAGGGAAUGAAAUGUAUACCUUUGAUUAAAGGUAACGUAAUUAAACGAUUAUUUUUUUAAUUUUGAAGGUCAAAAUACGAUUAA